Molecule: messenger RNA, 1881 nt
Organism: Pyricularia grisea
Lineage: Eukaryota; Fungi; Ascomycota; Sordariomycetes; Magnaporthales; Pyriculariaceae
Exons: 3
Coding region: 1-1881 (626 amino acids)
Source: RefSeq, a predicted model, not a curated record
AUGGAAUCCCUCGCUUUGCCUGCCCCAUCGACCAUGCCUCGACCAAAACCACAGACGAUGAUGCAUAUUCUUCCAUCCCCGGUGAGGCCAAGGACAGAUCAAGACUGGGAAGCAUGGCGUCCGCAGAUAGAGUGUUACUAUCAAGACCAAGACUGUGAGCUCAACGAACUGAUUACCAAGAUGAAGGGGCUAGGUUUGUUGGGAACACGCAAGCAAUACAUGAACCGCCUUAAACGGUGGGGAGUCCUCAAGAACAUCAAAGCAGAAGAGUACGAGGCGAUUGUACAGAUCCGAGCCAGGCGGCAGGCUUUGGGGAAGCAGACUGCCUUCGUGGUGAGAAAAAGACCUGUUUCCAAGUCCAAGAUUGAUCGAUAUGUCAGGAGGUCGAGGAAUCGCAGGACGAAGCCCAUCAGGCCAGCUAAAAACGCAAGCACCCCAUCAGAUGUCGAGUUUUGGACUCCUCCACUAUCGCGUGUAUCAACACCAAGUCCUGCCAGUCUUUCACCCACUGUCGUGUAUGGCGUUGCUCCAGAAUCGAGUACACAAGUGGCGUCUCAAUCUGUUUAUUCCGACACACACAACGUUGAACAGAUUGGCUCUUCAUCUGCUCUCAUUGCCUCACCGUCAGAAAACAAUACGAAUCUCAGUUUGGUUGCCGCCAGGAAACCUCUUAGAGUCGCAUGCCGACGACACAGCAUAGAAUGUCCCAACCUUUCGCAAUCUCCCAUCCUACCACCACCCUCAGCAACCCCCAUGUACAUCAACAUCGGCCUCCCCGACACCCACAGACACACCCAGGGGAUCCUCCGCUCCAUCACCGAGACCAUCGACCGCAUGACCCUCCCGACGCCCGUGUGCGACUGCGGCAUCACCCCCGUCCCGGACGCGACGGGCUUCAACAAGGUCGGCUCGCCCGAGUGCUGCCGGCACGUGGGCGACAGCACGGCGGUGCCGGAGCGGGCCGACGAGUUCUUCCGGCUGCUGUUCAGGGCGCUGGCGCUGCUGGCCGCCGACGAGCACAGCGUCGAGGCCCUCCGCUUCGUCGACGCCUGCCUGGCCUGGCAGUUCCGCAGCAAGCGCUACGCCCUCUUCCGCCUCGGCAUGAUGUGCAUGAUGCAGGCCUACCUGCAGUUCCACGGCCGCCGCGGCAGCGCCAGGAUGCUCGCCAUGAUCGCCGGCUUCACGAGGCAGCUCACGGCCACGAUGCUGGGCGAUGACGCCAACCAUCCCGUCGUUCGUACCCUCGCCACCAUGAAGGACUCGCUCACCUCGGGUAGCUUCAUACACCCCGAGGCGAUAAACCAAGCAUACGUCGUUCUUGCGGACGUGCUGUGGCGGGACUCCAAGCAUCGCUGGAGGUGGGGUCUCGGAUCGUUGACUUACCGGAUGGGGUAUAUGAACACGGACACGGCGCUCACUGCUGAAAUGCGGCAGCAUCGUCUUGCCAUCUUGCAAGGUGCUGCUGCGUCAUUAAAGGGCUUCAGCAACAGCGACGAGCGACCUCCAGAAGCCCUUGUCCCAGCGUAUCUGGACAUUGCCGCCGGCAUGGUCAGCCUCAAGCAGUUAGACCUGGCCGAGGCUCUUAUAUCCCCGAUCCAGAUACCCAAACAUGUCCCAAUGGACUUUCAUGCACAGUCUUGGUGCGUCAUGGCGCAUAUCUCAGAAUACAGAGGGCGGUAUGUGGAGGCUGUGGGGUUGCUCGGAAGGGUCACUGAGGGUGCAGAGCCUUAUUUACUUUCUCAUCUUCUGCGACAUCAAGCAUUGCUUUAUACCAGGAUGGGAAAUCCUACAGAGGCGGACCACCUGAGGAAGCAGGCGGCUCGGCUGGCAUUGGUGGUGGAGCAGAAUACAAUGUUGCGUGUGGCACAAGAUGUGGUAUGA